This is a messenger RNA of Alexandromys fortis (reed vole), 5693 nucleotides long. RefSeq names its product myotubularin related protein 11 (gene Mtmr11). Gene Ontology annotation, molecular function: phosphatidylinositol-3-phosphate phosphatase activity. The coding region runs from base 3092 to 5191 and encodes 699 amino acids. The transcript is spliced from 17 exons. The record is from RefSeq and is a predicted model, not a curated record. NCBI's taxonomy places the organism in Eukaryota, Metazoa, Chordata, Mammalia, Rodentia, Cricetidae. Gene Ontology annotation, biological process: phosphatidylinositol dephosphorylation. Gene Ontology annotation, cellular component: membrane; cytoplasm.
UGUUAAAUCUGUUUCAGUUGGGAGGAUGACACCAAAAGGCCUCUCCAUUCUCUGAAACAUUCUUUUUUAAAAUAAGGAGUGGUGGACUUCAUUUUUCAUUCUUUUUGGGGGUGAAGGAGGGGUUGAGUAGGAUGGAGUUAUAAUGUCUAGAAAACAAAACCGAUAUGGACCGGCCUGUCUUUUGGUAUAGACGAGCCCAUGCAAUUGCUGUGGUGGGGAGAAGGGAGGGAGGGUCAUGUGGGGGCUUUCAAGUGAGUAGAACCUCCCUUGUUUAGGAGGUCACAUGAGUGACGGAAGGCAGACCCUGUAUUCUUAGAUGAGGCAUGGCCUCAUCUCUCAGGCUUCCAUUUAAGUGCAAUUAUUCCUGUCAAUCCAGGGCAUCUGGGCUUCUGCUGAGUGGGAUGCAGAGAGGAGAUCUUCAGGGUUCUUACUUUUCUCCUUUCACUUAACAUGGUUGCACUCUCCACCCUACAUUCUGUGUUCCCAGCUUACAGCAAACACACCAGGGCCAGCCUCUACAUCCUUCCUCUUAACUCAUGCUGGCUUAAUUGAGAAUUGCAAAAGAUUUCCUCAUACUGUUUUAUAAAUAAUAUAAAUUGUAUCUUUUUAUUUAGUUUUUAAGAUGCAAUUUCUAAGAGUGACGGAUGGUGUUAAGUUCCCUGCUGUGCCUUAAAGUAGAAGUACCUUCCUCGCUAUAGGCUUCCAAAGGCCACAGACCAAUAAAGCAAAAAUUUGCAUGAUUUUAUAUUGUACACUUGGGAGGUGAUCCUGAGCCCAGAGAAUGGAGCUGGUUCUCUGAGAUCUGGCUCUUGCCUUUCUUCCUUCAGUCACAUGCCCAAGGUUCCAGGCACUUUGUUUUUCCUUCAAUAAAGAGCAUUUGGAAAUAAUUGUGAGUUACUCAGACACCUCUGGACUGUGCCCUCAUUUUCCAGGGAGGCAGUAUCAGCCAUCUAGCCAUAGGUGAAUUGGAAGCCAUUUUCUGGCUUAGAAACACAUGUACCCCAGAGUCUCCUAAUUUUCUUCUUUCCCUCCAUCUCCAGUUGCUGAUUCAAUGAGUCAUGGAGGCACUCUGUCUCUUUUAAUGUUUUGCAGAUACCCAGUCACAAAGUAUUGCCUCCUGUGCUUAAGCUGAUUAACUACCACGCUUCCAUGUAGAAUUCCUGUGUCUGCUUCCUCCAUUGGCUUUCUGGGUUGGGGGCAGCAGAAGUGAUGGAAGCUGUCUAAGGAGUGGGGUGGGAAGGACCUUGGCCUCUUUCUGUGUUUAUAACUGGAUCUGUGAUUCAUCCUCUGAGUCACUCAGCUCCACCUCCCUCCUCCGGCUGCCCCUCCCAACAGCCCUUGCUCCUGGCACAAACGUGUAACCAAAAUAGGGGUCUGAAAAUGAAAAACUGAUAGAGCUCUUUGCUUCUCUGUGCCCUCUCCAUCCCAUGGGCUUCUGGGUGUGUGCUGCUGCAGUCUUCCGUUACCUAACCCACGGCUGCUACCCCUUCGCAUUUCUGGUUAGGUGAUGAUCCAAAUCACCCAAUUUAUUUCUGGUUUCUCCCAGUUCUGACUAUUCCUUCCUCUGUAUUCUGCUGCUCCCAUACCUUGAGGUAUUUAAAAAAUAGAAUGAGGCUCUCUGAAGGAAGAAGGUGGGGAGAGGAAAAGUGGAUCGUGGGAUUUUAAACCAUGGGGAUGGGGCACACCUCUCUACCUGCUGCUUCCUUCUUACAGCCCGUACUGUAUUCCACAAGACAUUGAGGUGUGGGGCGGGGUGGGGGUGGUGGUCAGCGGCCUUUUGGAUUCCUACAGUCGGGCUUCUGGGGCUCUUGCUAGCAAGUACAUACCUGUUUGUUCCAGACUGACUCUGCUCGGGCUACCUUCACUAUUUCCACAGUUUCAGCCAACCCUGGGAACUUGGGAAGCUGAGGCUGGAAGGAUGUGUGCUGUGGGGAGGGGAGUAUUGGGUGUCACGGCCCCCACUUUAGGAUUGCUGCCUCUGUACAGACUCAGAAACAAUAAAACAGCAGCUCAUUAACAGCAAUUUUGUGUUCAUUUCCUGUCUUUUCCGUGUUGAAACAUGCUGCCCUCGAGUUGCCUUCCCCACCUCCAUCUCCGUUCCGCGUCUCCUAGCACCCCACCCCCAUCUUUGCUCCUUGAGUUAAGCAAGGAAGGAGGGGGCUAUGUGAUCCUGGAGCUGAAAGGUUUCCAACCCUUAGCUUUCAAAGUCCAGAACAUGAAUCAUUCAUUAGGAGAUUUGGUGACUGGGUUGGAGGGGAGGAGGCAGGGCUUUCCAGGGGAAUAGGUGAGGGCGGGAACAGGGAGGUGCGCCUGCUGUGCGUAAAGGCUGGAUUAGAUACUGAGUUUUUCCUGGGCUUUCUACCCGCUUCCCCCCAUCCCCAGCCCCACUGCCGAGAUUUGCACGCCAAAAUACCUGUACGUCUGCAUCCUAGACGCACCAACUUCCGCCCACUCCACUUGCCCCUCGGCCUGUCACGCUCUCCGGAAAGGACACAAGGUCCUGUUCUCAUUUACAUCCUCUUCUCAAGCCCUGUCGUUAGCUUGUCGGUGAAGGUUGAAAAUCAAAACAUGGGCCAAAAUAACAACAUAAUCACAAACCCAUAAAUAAACCAAACAAAACACUUGAGUUUCCUAGUGUUUCGUUUCCACUGAAACAGUAGAGCUAGCACAAACUGUUUCUAUCUAAUAAUUGUAUUACUGCCCCCACACUUCUAAUAUUCAUGAACAGAAAGAGACUAGAAUGUGGGAUUGGGUGAAGGGAAUUUGUACCCCAUUUCUCCCAUCUUUCUUAAGGUCCUCCAUUUCCUUUCUACUUUCCAAAAAAUUGUGCGUAUUCUCCUUUAAGGGGUUGGGCAUCUCGGCUGUCCUCUUUAGACUCACCGAAGUUUCCAAAGAGCCUCCCGUGUCUGGGCAGGACACACCUUUCAAGUAAGACCACCGGAACUGAGCUCUUGGCAUCCCAAAGGCUGUUUCCCUUGGGUCCUCCCUGGCCUCUUUCUCCCCACCUCUAGGAUUUAGCCUCUCCCCAGAGAGUGAGCAUCUUUGAGAACUCCCACCCUUAGCUGCUCCACUCCCGGAUGGAGCCAGGGAAAUGUGGUGGGGGGGCCGGGGCCAGAGUUUCAACAUUGCCCCCCGGAAGGAGGAGCCAGAGAUGCUCUCUGGACCCAAGUCUGGCGGAGGCAACAGGAUGCCGGAGCCCAGCAGUCAUCUGCUUGGCAGUUGCCUGGCCUCUGGGUGUCUCCCAGGGGAGAAGAUCCUAGCAUGGGCACCAGGGCUGAGGAAGGGGCAAGAAUUGGAACUGCCUGGAACUCUGAUCUGCACUAACUUUAGGGUCACCUUCCAACCUUGUGGAUGGCAGCGAAAUCAGGACACUCCCCUGAGCAGUGAAUAUGAUUUUGCCCUGGUCAACAUUGGGCGUUUAGAGGCUGUGAGCAGCUUGUCGAGAGUGCAGCUCCUCCGUCCGGGGUCCCAGCUUAAGUUCAUCCCAGAGGAGAUUCUCAUUCAUGGCCGAGACUUCCGUCUGCUUCGAGUUGGUUUUGAGGCUGGAGGGCUGGAGCCGCAGGCCUUUCAGGUAACCAUGGCCAUCGUUCAAGCCCGAGCUCAGAGUAGUCAAAUCCAGCACUAUAGAGGAGUAACCCUGAGCAAAGUUGGCAAGGUUACUGGCUCCAGAAAACCACCUAUUCCUCUCUUGGAGACUUUAGAAGACUGGGAAGCUGAGCGGAAGAAGCAGGGGGCCAGAGGCUGGAGGGUUAGCACAGUCAACGAGAGGUUCGACAUGGCUACCAGCCUCUCGGGUUACUUCUGGGUCCCUAAUCGAAUUCUGGACAGUGAGGUCAGAAGAGCAUUUGCCCACUUCCAGCAGGGCCGUGGACCGCGCUUGUCCUGGCACCACCCUGGCGGCAGUGACCUUCUCCGAUGUGGAGGCUUCUAUGUAGCCAGCGACCCUAACAAAGAAGAUGUCAGAGCAGUGGAGUCCAUGCUACAGGCUGGGCACCCUGAUGUUGUCUUGGUAGAUUCUAUGGACGAGAUGCCCAGUCUUGCUGAUAUCCAGCUUGCCCACGUGAAGCUGAGGGCCCUUUGCCUGCCUGAUUCUUCCGUAGCUGAAGAUAGGUGGCUCUCAGCCUUGGGAGGAACACGGUGGCUGGACUAUGUCAGGUCUUGUCUUCGAAAGGCCAGUGACAUCUCAGUAUUAGUGACAUCUCGGGUCCGUUCUGUGGUACUUCAAGAGCGUGGGGAUCGCGAUUUCAAUGGCCUCCUCUCUUCACUCGUCCAGCUGCUUUUGGCCCCAGAAGCCCGGACAUUGUUUGGUUUCCAGUCACUAGUGCAACGAGAGUGGGUGGCAGCUGGACACCCUUUCCUGACCAGGCUUGGGGAAACUGGGGGCAGUGAGGAGGCCCCAGUGUUUCCUCUCUUCCUUGACUGUGCCUGGCAGCUCCUCCAGCAGUUUCCAGCUGAAUUUGAGUUCUCUGAGUUUUUCCUUCUUGCUCUGCAUGACAGCAUCUGGGUUCCUGACACCCUCACCUUCCUGAAAGACACUCCCUGGGAACGUGGGAAGAAGAGUGGGCAGUUCAGCUCCUAUACUCAAAUUUACCCCCCUGAGGACUCCCAGUCCCUAGCUGGGAGCUCUGCUAAUCUACAUCUGUCUGUCUGGGACUGGGAUUUACGCUACAGCAAGGAACAGAUAUCACAGUUCCUUAAUCCUGGCUACAGUCCGGAGCACUGCCCAGAUUCCUGGCUCCCCAGACAACAGAAAAGCUUCAUGGUUCCUGGACCCCCCAGUUCUGUGUGGCUGUUCUCUCGAGGGGCCCUGACACCCCUAAAUCAGCUCUGUCCUUGGCAAGACAGUCCCUCCUUGCUGGCAGUCUCUUCUCAUUGGCUCCCUCGACCUGCUAGAUCCUCUGAAAGCCUAGCUGAUCAAGAAUGGGGGCUCCCCUCACAUUGGGGAGCUUGCCCUUUACCUCCUGGGCUACUGCUGCCUGGGUAUCUGGGACCUCAGAUCAGAUUCUGGAAACGUUGUUACCUGAGGGGAAGGCCUGAGGUCCAGAUGGGCUCCUCAGCAGUUACAGUCUCUGGCCUCCAGGAAGAGCUCUCUUGUCUCCAGGAACUAUUAAGAAAAUUGACACCAGGAGUAUCUCCUGAGGAUCACUGCAAGAAAAGAGAUCCAAAUACCAUGCUCUCUCAGAUCCGUUGAAACUGCUAGCAUUCUGGAAGGCAGGGCAGAGGGGACGGAGGAGGCGGUUCUGCCAAGCUUUCUUUGUAUCUGACUUUGGUGCUCAGUUUUCACUUCCCAGCCCAUAAAGGAGCUAACUCCCUGCCUGAGUCCCUGUAGCAGAGGCGGGGGCUUCCAACCUCCAGCUCCCUCCAGCUCGCCUGUCUAGUUUGGUUACUAGAGCUAUUUUUGUUUCUCUUGAUUUGAAGAAUAAGAAACAAAACCAGUUCAGAAUGUGGUUGCCUCCCGCCCCACCCCCAAGGCAAUUCCAUACCUUUUAGAUCACAAACAGUCAAAACUGUGAGAUCAGUCCCUAGAUGUCCUAGAGACCUCAUUCUCAAGCCUCACCGAGGCUUUGAAAACCCGGUCUUUUAGUCUUCUACCGGAACGAGGUGAAUAAGGGAGACAUCCUCCCCUCCCACUGUGUAUUUUUGUAGUGGUAUUUCUAUUUAAGGAAUUCAUUAAAGUACAGUACUUCUACGCA